AUGACAACGGAACUAUUAAUAUCGAAAGUAAGUACAGCAGCUGCGUACUAUACAUCAGAUGGGUGCAUGCAUUCUCCAGCAGCAAGCAAGCGCAGCCAGCAAAACAAGCUGUUCGUGGUGUCUGAUCUGACAUCUUUGCAAUAUUUCAAGAGGCUGAACUUCUCAGUGAGUUCAACUUUAGCAGAAGCCUGUAAAGCACUAAUUGAAGACAAGGCGCCCUUUCUGAAGGAAAACACUUUAAAAACAUCAUUCGGAGAAUCCAGUUGCACGGAGUACAUCACGCAGAACCACUACAUCACCCGCGCCCUCUCAGCCGAGGAGGCUGCCUUCCCCGUCGCCUAUGUCAUGACCCUGCACAAGGAGUUCGAGACCUUUGAGCGGCUCUUCAGGGCGGUGUACAUGCCCCAAAACGUCUACUGCGUCCACGUGGAUGCCAAGGCGCCGGCCCCCUUCCGGCAGGCGGUGCAGCGCUUGGUGGGCUGCUUCCCCAACGCCUUCCUCGCCUCCCGGGUGGAGCGGGUGGUCUAUGGCGGCAUCUCCCGCCUGCGGGCUGACCUCCACUGCAUGAGAGACCUGCUGGCCUCGGCCGUGCCCUGGCGCUACCUGCUCAACACCUGCGGCCAGGGCUUCCCCUUGAAGACCAACCGGGAGAUCGUCCGGCUGCUGAAGGGCUUCGGGGGGAAGAACAUCACCCCUGGGGUGCUGCCACCCCCCCACGUCACCGCCCGCACCAAAUAUGUGCACAGGGAGCAAUUAUACUCUUUCUUUUCUUUCAUGCUAUGGACAUUUGUGCGCAAGGUGCCCCCGCCCCACAACAUCACCAUCUACUUUGGCUCUGCGUAUGUGGCCGUCACCCGGCCCUUUGUGGAGUUCGUGCUGCGGGACCAGCGCGCCAUCGAUCUGCUGGCAUGGUCUGAGGACACCUACAGCCCCGACGAGCACUUCUGGGUGACGCUCAACAGGAUCCCAGAGGAAUCCAAAAAAGAUGAAACAUUUCCACAGCAGAUAUGUGUCCUUCCUAUUCCUUUAUUCCCUGCCAUCACUUUAGGGUGA
This is a messenger RNA of Nipponia nippon (crested ibis), 1053 nucleotides long. NCBI's taxonomy places the organism in Eukaryota, Metazoa, Chordata, Aves, Pelecaniformes, Threskiornithidae. The record is from RefSeq and is a predicted model, not a curated record.